This is a messenger RNA of Manduca sexta (tobacco hornworm), 1955 nucleotides long. RefSeq names its product V-type proton ATPase 21 kDa proteolipid subunit (gene VhaPPA1-1). Lineage: Eukaryota; Metazoa; Arthropoda; Insecta; Lepidoptera; Sphingidae. Gene Ontology annotation, biological process: proton transmembrane transport. The record is from RefSeq and is a predicted model, not a curated record. Gene Ontology annotation, cellular component: proton-transporting V-type ATPase, V0 domain. Gene Ontology annotation, molecular function: proton-transporting ATPase activity, rotational mechanism. Bases 130 to 747 code for a protein of 205 amino acids. The transcript has 2 exons.
GACAUCUUGUGAUCACAAGACCUCUCCGUUUUGAGUUUUCUUGUCAAGGCAAAAAUUGGGCGAAAAAAGGCCGUCCCUUUCGGGAUAAGCGGGUAAAACAGCUCCAAUAUUUUCAACUAAAAUCUCAAGAUGAGAUACUUCCUGACGUACCUGUUCGUGCUGCUGGUGGGCAUCGCCAUACCCAUAUUUUCGCUGUACUACUUGCUGAAUGGAAAGGGUGAGCAGAUAAGUUUCGGAUGGUUCCUCGAGAAUACGUCCCCCUACAUGUGGGGGACGUUGGGAAUCGCCUUCUCCGUCGCCCUGUCGGUAGUGGGCGCCGCGAUGGGCAUCCACACGACCGGAGUGAGCAUAGUCGGAGGAGGUGUCAAGGCACCCAGAAUCAAGACCAAGAACUUGAUCUCCGUCAUCUUCUGCGAAGCCGUCGCCAUCUAUGGAUUGAUCACUGCCAUCGUAUUAUCGGGUAUGCUGGAGAGAUAUACGGAGCCUCUGACUGACGUGACCAUCAAGCAGCAGAACUGGAUGGCUGGAUACGUGAUGUUUGGAGCUGGUCUGGCUGUGGGUCUGGUCAACUUGUUCUGCGGUAUCGCCGUCGGCAUCGUGGGAUCAGGUGCCGCCCUCGCUGACGCAGCCAAUGCUGCUCUGUUCGUCAAAAUCCUGAUUGUUGAGAUCUUCGGGUCGGCCAUUGGUUUGUUUGGACUUAUCGUCGGCAUUUACAUGACGUCAAAAGUCAAAAUGGGCAACCAGUAAUUUAAGAAGAACAGUUGUUUUAAGUAUUGAAAAUGCACUGGAUUGGCCCAGCCUUGACUUCAAAGAACACAAAUGGAAGGAAAGUAUCCAGUGCUCAAACAAACCUCUAUUUAUCAUGGGAAUAAAGCUUACAAAAUAUUAUUGCAGUGUUGAAUAUGUGUAUAUUUCCUAUACUGUUGAUGUGUUUAUGUUAUAAUGUAAAAUCUUCAUGUACUGCGAACAAUAUCUGAUCUUAGCACUACAUACAUAUGAUUAACAUAAUUACAAAUUAUAUUUUUCUACAAAUGAGAUUGGUGAAUACCAUUCACCAGAUGUAUUGAGUACUAAUCAUUAAAUAUUUUGCUAUCAGUUGGACUGAUAAAAUUAUUACAUAUUAUUUAAUUUAUUAAAUGCAUUUUGUGCUAAGGUUACAGAUAUUUUAAACAGGUUUGAAUCAAAUUGGAGUGUUUUUUGUCAACUUUUUAACCAAUAGUAUGUGUUGUACGUACUGUAUAAUACUAAUAUUCAUGUUGAUUGGAUACAAUAUAGAAAUAAUAUAGCAUGAUGGAAAUGUGCAUGCAUACCCGAGGCCCAAGGUCAUGUCGCCUUCAAAGCACAAUAUUGUAUCAAGUCAUUUUCGUUAAGGGCUUAAACAUUCCAUAAUCCUUAAUUUCAAGUUUUAUAAAAGCUUUCAUUGGCUUCAGUCAAUACCCCUGUUUCAUAUAAAUACAUGUGUACAUAUUACAUUUGGAAGUAUGUAGUAUUUUUCCAUUAGGUACGGAUCAAGAGACCAGACUAAUGUCAACAUACUUAGAACCUUGUUUAUUUAAAAUAUUCAAUCCUCAAUUCUGUAAUCUGUAUCUAUUUGGAAAACGUCCUGUUAAUAUCUGGUAUAGAUAAAAUUUAUGAUUGUCUAUUUUUUUUAUUGAUAUAAAAUCAGUCCACUUGUAAAUAUUAGUUGCUUCCCUGUACUAAUUUAUUGUAAAUUCAUAUCCUUAUAAAACUUUACUCUAGGUGUUAAUGUGAAUGCCAUAGAUUGUUUGAAUAUCGAUCAAUUAAAAUCGAUUUAAAUCGAUAAUGGCUUUUAGGCACAAUGUGCAAAUUUCGAAACAAAACGAUUGUAAAAGUAUUAUGUCAGUCUUAAGUACCGUUAACUGAUGUAAUUCUAAGUUAAUUAUUUGUGCAAAUGUAGAUAUUAUGUAUGUUGAUGAAUAAAUAGAUAAAAGUUA